UCGGUAGACUUUUGCGAUUCGUCGUCUGUUGCGCUCCGAGAGACAGGGCACAUACCUUCACUGCGUCAUUUCCACAAUCUCGACCAGAGAGACGAGCUUCGAGACGUUGCUACUACUGUUGUUGUUACUGUGAGGUCAUAUGGAGCACUCGGCCAACGGGACGAAGAACGCGUCGGCAUUCUCGACGGAACAGACGAGAUUGUUGCCGGCACGGGCAGUCGAGAGUCCGUCCGACAACGACGACGAGUCGGGCUACGGUGCGGAUCCCUACGAUGCGCUGGAACGACAGGUACGCCUUACUGCUGUAUCGACGCCCUUCCUUCGGUCCCCAAGACGCCUGCUCGCACUCAUCGGUACAACCAUACUGGCGAUAGUAGUUGUGAUCUACACCGGUAGCACUACUAGUCGUCCCCACGAAAGUAGUACUAGUAGUAGUACUCGCUCAAGCAGCCCUGUGGAGGCUGAGCAUUCUCCGAAAGAAACCAUGUUCUCGACUUUGUUGACAUUUGCCACUCCCUGGAACGAUUUGGAUUGGAAGGACCUUCACAAUCACGACGUGUUGCUCCAAGUCUGGGACGAAUGGAAACGCUCUUUGCGUGACGACAAUCGCAAAAAUCACGACGACCGCAACAACAACGAUGACGACCACAACGCGAUGGACUGGUGGCACACCAUUCGGGUGCGCGCGGAGCCGCUGCUGGGGCACGCCAAGGACAGUGUCGGGAAUACCUGGCACGAGGCGGAAUCGGCCGUCCAAGGAACAACCAGUGAAUGGCACGUGGGAGAAAAACUACGUAGCGCGCAAGAGGCCACGUCCUCUUGGGCGCAGCAGACGGGACAGCAGGCCCAAAAUGACGUGCGGGAUUGGCAGUUAGGACUGCACCUCCAGCAAGCGGAACACGCCGCCGCGCAGCUUUGGAACAGUACCCUCCAAAAGGCUACCGAAGUAUCUUCGAGCAUGAGCGCUAGCGGUGGUGCCGUGGGUAAGGAGUGGUUAGGAGACACGCAAGAUUGGCUACACGCGGCUUGGAAUGGUACCGAACAAACGGCCGAACACGCUUGGGGUACUGUGGAGGACGAAGCGCAACGCGUCGGUCCCCAGGCACGGACACUCUGGAACCACACGGCACAGACCGAAGGUGAGUGGUACAAUCACGUAAAGAACAAUUUGCGACACUUUGGGUCCAAGAUUCGUGGCUGGUGGGGAGUCACGGAGCGAGCGGCCGUCAACGAAACCGGAGCGAUGGAAGACACCUUUCAGAAUUGGUGGAAGCAGGCCAAUGGAAAGGAGCGGGCCUGGUGGAACGAUACCGUGCACGCCUAUCACGUGCUGGCACAAAAAUCAGAACGUGCCGAAGCUUCGUGGUGGAACGCGACCCGCGAAACGGUGGGGCAUGGCUGGAACGCCACGACCGCCACCACGGAUGAAGCGUGGGAAUCGACGCAGCGAUGGUUUCGGGCACGGGCGCACGUAACCCAAAAUCUCGAAGAACCCUUGUUGUAUUUGAACUCAUCACGGGCCUACUCCUUGCUACGCAACGCCCAAUACGGCUGGUACGAAGCCAGUUCCGAUUUCUUUGAGUAUCAAACCGGGUGGGAUGUUCAGAUCAAUCAAGCUUAUUGCGGGGUGGCUGCUGCUGUGGCCGUUUGGAACAGUAUCCGAUCCAGUGUGGUUGGUGCGAACGAUGCAGGGGCGGUGGAGGCCGCCAUGGACCCGUCUUACGAACCCUACGUGUACGCAACCCAAUCCAGCUUGAUCCACAAUAAAUGCGUCCACCACAAAGUGAUUCGACACAACGCCACCUUUGACGGUAUUCUGCACGUUCCCGGGGGUCUCAGCCUUGUCCAAACAGCGGAUUUGCUCACUUGCACGCUGCCGUCAUCUUUGUGGACGGUGACAACACACUACGUAGUGGCAAACACCACAACUCUGGACGAUGUACGGGCCGACUUGCAGCAAGCCUUACUCGAUCCCAAGGCCCGGGUGUACGUCAACUACGAUCGUUCUGUCCUCGAUCAACACGGUGGCGGGCACUUUUCUCCUUUAGGAUCCUACGCUUCCCGGGAUGACGCAUUUCUGUUACUCGACGUGGCCAAAUACAAGUAUCCGUCUGCUUGGAUUCCGGCGGCCCGAUUGUUUGCUGCCAUGAGUGGGAUUGACGUCUGCGGGACUUGGGAUUAUCCACACGCUCAGGAUUCUCUGCCCGUAAGCUUGUUAAAAGCCAAUUCAACGAAGGCCUACGCCCGGGCCUUGACAAAAUUAGGCUGCAAACCGUUGCCGCGGGGAUAUGUGAUUGUACGGUCCAUUACAGAAGAUACUGGAAACAGAUCGAUCGUAGGGACAUAGGCUCUCGUGUGAUGGAGUGGUUAUCUUCCGAUCAAAAUAUCAGUAGCGCCGAACCGCGGUGUGUCUCUGUGUCACAUCAAAAACCUGUGGGAGUUGCGAACUUUUCGUCAGCCAUACAGUCCUGAAUUGUGAACUAUUUGUAGCAAAGAGGAAAAGUAAGGUGGACCUUGUCGGAUUCAGGUCGAACUAAAUGUAAACAUCGAAAUCAUC
Phaeodactylum tricornutum CCAP 1055/1 is the source of this 2557-nucleotide messenger RNA. RefSeq lists its product with no specific name. The record is from RefSeq and is a predicted model, not a curated record. Gene Ontology annotation, molecular function: glutathione gamma-glutamylcysteinyltransferase activity; metal ion binding. Gene Ontology annotation, biological process: detoxification of copper ion; phytochelatin biosynthetic process; response to metal ion. The transcript is spliced from 2 exons. NCBI's taxonomy places the organism in Eukaryota, Bacillariophyta, Bacillariophyceae, Surirellales, Neidiaceae. The coding region runs from base 140 to 2347 and encodes 735 amino acids.